Molecule: messenger RNA, 2226 nt
Organism: Closterium sp. Naga37s-1
Lineage: Eukaryota; Viridiplantae; Streptophyta; Zygnematophyceae; Desmidiales; Closteriaceae
Source: the annotation of a GenBank genome assembly
AUGCAGGGGCGAGUAGGGGAUGGACCUGCAGGAGCCGGCGCUUGUUUCGUCGGGGGGUUUCUUUCCGUAGCGGGGCCGACGUCCUGUCACUCGUUUCGUUACGACGGCCCGCGACCCCCUCCUUCUGGGCAGACGCAGCCGGAGAGUGGCAGUGAGGAGGAGGAUGAGGAGGAGGAGGGUGAGGGCGCGGAGGAUGAGGACGAUGAGGGGAGCGGGGAUGACAGCGCGGGGCCGAAGCGGAGGAAGAGGGCGAACAAGUUGAGGGAGCGAGCGUAUCCCUGCACAUUCAUUGGGAAGCCCUUGGGCGAGGGUGUGAUCGCUCCGGAGUUCCUAGACGAGGAUGGAGGGUCCGAGAGUAGUAAGGGGACUGGCAAGGGUAAUAAGAAAUCGGGGUGGCAAGUACAGAUGUUCGGGCCUAAAGGGGCAGAUGAGAAGCGUCAGUGCAAGAUUUGCACUGGCAGGAUUCCGUGGAAGCAAUCCACAACAACACUCGACGAGCGGCACUUCGAGAGCUACCACACAGCGCACAUGCACGUGUGGCAUCACCGUUACCACACUCCGUCCGUUCACUUGCCUUGGGAGACGUUUCCUCAUGGGGGCUACAACGGUGUGCCGGAUGGCUACGUCGAUCGGUGGCUGCAUGCCAAGUCUUGGCCGCAUCUCGCCAAGAAGAAAGGGAAGGCGUCCGGUGGAGCUCGGGGGUCAGGCGGGAUGGAGCGGUUCAUGACAACCAAGCUGUCCACGGUGGAGCUACGGCAGGCGAUCGCCAAGCUGGUGGUCACUUGCGACCUCCCCUUCCGCAUGGUCGAGGCCGAGGCUUUUCGGGAGCUAUUGAUCCUGCUAAACCGCAACUGCGCGCAGAAGAACUUCAUCCCCUCGCGCUGGACGGUAUCCCGCGACACCGUGGUCUAUGCAGCAGCAGCUCUCCAGUCCGCCAUUGUGGAGAUGCUGGCGAAGGAGUGGGAGUUGGGGUCGAAGGUGUCGUUCACCAUCGACAUGUGGACGGCACCCAGCAACAAGGCAUGGCUAGUGGUGACAGGUCACUGGAUAGACGAGAAUUUCCAGCUGCGAACAAUGGUGCUUGAGUUCCGCGAGAUGCUCGGGAGGCAUGGGGGCAGGGAGAUGGCGCAAGUGGUUGAGGAGACGGUUGUGCAGUGGGGGUUGGAGGGGCGUUGUCUUGGUUUCACGACAGACAACGCCUCUAGCAACAUUGCCGCCUUCAGGCGGAUGUCGGAGGAAUGUGGUGGUCAGUGUUUCUUCAACUCGCGCAUGCACUUCCGCACUUCUACACAAUACUGUUGGUCCAGCUUGUAUGGUUUGUCGAAGACCGACAAGAAGAAGGUGGAGAGUCUGCGCCUGACAGACGCAGACUGGGAGACCCUGCAAGCGGUCAAGACAUUCCUAAGCCCCUUCGCCAAAGUCUCCAAGGCAGCUGAGGGGGCGGCGUACCCGACUGUGUCGAUGGUGGUCCCGUACUACAACGGCCUGAUCGACGCCAUGGAGUCGCGCCUUGCCAAGGGGCCAUCUCCGACGCUGCAGCCGAUGAUCGUGGCGGCGCUGAGCCACUUGAAGAAGUACGCCUACAUCACCAGCAAUGAGUACUGGAUCGCCACCUUCUUGGACCCAUCCAUGAAGGCGGCGUGGUUCGACGACGCGCACUGGGAGAAGCUGCAUCCCGAGACCGACAGGAGGGUGAGGCCGCGUCCGGCGUCUGGCGAGGUGAACAAGCUGGUGCGCGACCGCGUGGCCGAGUACCAGGCCCGGGCUGCAGAGCUGGCUCCCCGGCCGACCCCACUUGCCCCCGUCGCGGAGGAGAAGGAGGGAGACGAGGCGGAGGACGACGAUGACGCGCAGUUUCUCCCUAGUCGCCGACGACUUGCGGCGCGUCUGUCGGCGAGCCAGGAGGCGGGGGGGGGUGGGAUGGUGCAGGAUGACGAGGUUAGCAGGUACUUGUCCGAGAGGGUGCGGUGCGACGUGACAGCGCUAGAGUACUGGCGCAGUGCCACCAACAUGCAGACGCUGAGGCGCAUGGCCCGAGAUUAUCUCGCCAUCCCUGCCACGUUCGUUUCGAGCGAGGGCCGCCGACCGAGAGGCGUCGCACCACCAGAGUUCGCCAUUGAGGGCGAGGGGGCGGAGGAGGAUGAGGAGGAGGAGGGUGUGGAGGCUGACGACACAGCUAGUGGAGAAGAUGCUGUUGUUGGUAGUAGCAGUGGCGCCUUGGCGUAG